AGACUUCAACUCCUGCACCACUGAACUAUCAGGUGUCAAAACACUGGACAGACAUUGCUUCUGAAAAUGUGUUAUGAGUUAUUUUUAAAGGACUGAAAAUUGGUUGAAGGAAGAGCAAUUCUGAAGAAAGGAAACUGGGUGUGGUGUUCCAGAUUCUUGAAGGCUAUGCUGCGAUGACCUGUACCAGACUUACUGGUGACUUGUGGACUUUUACUGCAGCUGUCUACAUCAGCUUCACUACUUCAGUGGCAACAUGUGUCCAACUUAUGUGAACAGGACUUUACGGUUAUACCGCAAAAUCAGGUACCUCAUGAGCCUUCUCAGAAAGCACCCUCGUCUGACCAAAGACGGAUGUUCGCUGCUGUCGCCUUCUCUUUGUCACACAUAUACAAGAAAAGCCACUUUUAAAAGUUUAAAUCACAGGUCUGAUAUCAGUUCCAUUUCUCAUCUCUACCUCAGAGAUUUCAAACAGGGAGUGAAACAUCUCCAGGUUGUGCGACUUUACUCGUCCUCUAAAAAAGAUGUGCUCAAACCUGAACCUCCCAUUGGUAUUUUGGAGGAAGCCGAGAAUGGGUUUCACUGGAAUUCACUGGGACGCAUUGGUCGAUCAUUUAACCAACUGUCCAGACACAUUAACAAUUAUUUCAAGAAUAAGGACGAUGUACCUCUAGCUGAAAAUGCCCGUCUUGUUGUCACAACUCCAGAAUAUCUUGUCAGGUUGCAGAGGCAUCGUCAAAGCCAAAUAGUAGCCAGAGAGAAAAGAAUAUCUGAGGGCAAAAGCACUCCACAUGUUCACAAAUGCAAAGAUCGACAAGAGAGCUCACUAACAAGACUUUCAACCCUGCAAUUGUUUCACAUCAGCUCUUUGGCAACCACAUUUGGCGAGAGCUACAAUUAUGUUGCUAAUCACAUCAACUCAGUCUUUUCCAAGAGCUUCCUACUGCAGGAGGAUGUGCAAACAAUGUCUUCCACCAGAGGGACACAGAGAAGGGAGAAAAGGCAGACUUGUAGUAUGGACUCCAAAGAUGCCAAAAUGCCCCAAGUCAAAUUGAAUGCUGAACAGGGAACUGUGGAAUCUGGUGAUCUCUCCAGCAGCUGGGAGGAAGGCUACCUUCAUUUUGCAAGGCACAUCAACAAAUACUUCGGUGCCAAGGUUACUGAUGAAGUUCAGAACAAAAGUGUGCAACGUCCCGUGGAAAAGAAUAGCAUUUCCAACUCAUCAACACAAUCUACCUCACAAACUCACGGUGCUAUGCCACAACUGAAACAAAAAGACUCCGAAACUGAAGGCCUUUUCCACAGCAGCCAUAGUACUACUAACUUUGGGGAGAAUUAUCUCCAAAUGGCCAGGCACAUCAAUCAGUAUUUCAAGGGCAAAAGUGUACGAGAUGAGGACAAUGACAGAAAUGUCAUAACAAUGCAGCCUGUGUCUGCUACCUCUGAGAGAAUCAAGACUGUUACCUUCAUGGACUGCCUCCGACAGCCAACGAGUGCCAUUCCUGACUUGCUUGGUGCUUAUCUUAAUAUGGGCCUCUUGACCCAGACUAGUAAACCUAGAACUGCCAUGACCCCAACCGAGGCAAUCGUGAAUAAAAAGCUUGUCUUGAGUAGGAGGAAGGCAGAGGAAAUCACUCAUGGGUUGAUUGGCAGUCUGAGACAGGCUUCGUCUCCAGGAGCUCUGGUCGCCUGUGUGGAGACACUCAAUGAACACCUUAUCCGUCAUCCCUCAUGCAAAGCUUUGGUGUGGCAGGAUAAAACUGCAGGCACACUGUUGAAAAAGCGGCGAAGCUACAGCGAUGACCAGGCGCUCCAGAGUGCCUUAAGAGAAACUCUGGCCCUAAUUGGCUACGUGGAUCCAGUAAAAGGCUGUGGCAUCAGAGUGCUCUCAAUCGAUGGUGGUGGAACAAGAGGUGUGGUGCCCCUGCAUAUGUUAAAGCUACUGGAAAACGAGACGGGCAAAAAGAUCCACCAGCUGUUUGACUACAUCUGUGGAGUGAGCACAGGUGCUGCUCUGGCCUUCAUGCUGGGUCUGGCCCGUUUCUCUCUGGAGGAGUGCACUGACAUGUACCGGCGGUUUGGCUCCGAAGUGUUUCGUCAGAACCCGCUGGUUGGCACCAUGAAGAUGGGCUGGAGUCACUCGUACUAUAACACUGAGACAUGGGAAACGAUAUUACGAGAGAAGAUAGGAAAUAAAGUGCUUAUUAAAACAGCCAGGGAUCAACUGAGUCCCAAGGUUUCUGCAGUGAGUGCAGUGGUAAACUGGGGCACCAGUCCAAAGGCCUUCGUCUUCCGCAACUACAACCACAAGCCAGGCUCUCUCAGCCGAUACGCGGGAGGCUCAGGCUACCAGCUGUGGGAGGCGGUGAGAGCGUCAUCUGCCGCGCCGGGAUACUUCCAGGAGUUCCCACUGCAAAGUGAUAUACACCAGGAUGGAGGUAUUCUCCUGAACAACCCAUGUGCCUUGGCUGUCCACGAGAGCCGCCUGCUGUGGCCCGACCAGCCCUUCCAGUGUGUGUUGUCCCUUGGCACGGGUCGCUAUGACAACGCUAAGAGGAGUCCUGCCACCUCCACAAGCCUGAGGGCCAAGAUCAGCAACCUGAUAUGCAGCGCCACAGACACCGAAGGGGUCCACACUCUAUUGGACGACCUGCUCGCCUCAGACGUCUACUUCCGCUUCAACCCUAUGCUGAGCGCCGUGGUUUCCCUGGACGAGAGCCGCCCGGGGGCCCUGGACCAGCUACAGUGGGACACUCAGACUUACCUGGAGAGAAAUAAGCCCAAACUGGCUCGGCUCUGUUUGGUGCUCGGGGCAGAGCGGUCAGCUGUGAGGAGAACUAAAGACUGGAUGAGUGAGAGGGUGUGGGAGAUGAAGCAGAGAUGGUUGUGAGUAUGUGUAAGAGCCCGUCUACAGAAGUGAGACUUCCUUUCCUACACGUGUCAGGGAACUAUGGUUUUGCAUACCAUGUUUAUGUAGUAUGCCUCAACUUCAAAAUUUGAAUUUUAAGGCUACUAAAAACCUCAAGAUUUUUAUUUUAAAGCAACUAUAUACUUGCACAUACUGUACAUUUUUGUUAGUAUAUCAUUUCUGCAAUAGUUCCUCCUACAUUUUACAUAUUUGACCUUUAAAAUCUGACAUAAACUAUCAACUUUUGUGUUUUUGUGUUGCACAAAACAUGCUAUGCAAGAUUCAUGAUGUGUCAAUUCAAAUGAAAAAAAAAGGCCUUAUUGGCAUGGGAAACAUAUGUUUACAUUGCCAAAGCAGAUAUGACAUACACAAAUAAAAAUAAAUAAAUACAUUUACAUACAGUAUAUUUACAGGACUAAAUAUACAAGGACUUCCUGAGCUUCAGGUCGGUCACUGUGCUUUUACUUUAUUUUUGAAUUCAUUUACCCUCUAGAUGAGUAGUGCUAUUUGAAUUGCAUAAUCUUCCAGACGGACAAAGAAGCCAUGCAGUUGCUGAAUAUUCUGUCCAAAUUGAUCAAGAAAGUUAUUUCUUUCAGUUAUUUUGUUAAGAUUUCUGUUACUUAACCACUCCCUGACACGUGUUGUCAACAAGUUAACAUGUUGUUUUGUUGUUUUCUUGACAUCCGCAGAGCUCGGCUACGCACAUUCAUAAAACAAGCACUCUCAUGCACUUUGUUUUGAAAAGGUUUGGAAUUAUUGUGCUCUGAAAUGUGCAUUUCUGUUGUUAACUGUGAUAUAAUACAAUAUGCAUAACUUCACAGUGUUUUUGUGUAAAAUCUUAUGUGAAUACAAAAAAAUAAAUGAAUAUAUAUUGCUA
Solea solea (common sole) is the source of this 3782-nucleotide messenger RNA. Its product is annotated as calcium-independent phospholipase A2-gamma-like. The transcript is spliced from 9 exons. Gene Ontology annotation, cellular component: membrane. NCBI's taxonomy places the organism in Eukaryota, Metazoa, Chordata, Actinopteri, Pleuronectiformes, Soleidae. Gene Ontology annotation, biological process: arachidonate metabolic process. The coding region runs from base 254 to 2887 and encodes 877 amino acids. The record is from RefSeq and is a predicted model, not a curated record.